Chlorella variabilis is the source of this 2697-nucleotide messenger RNA. RefSeq lists its product as hypothetical. The transcript has 20 exons. Bases 1 to 2697 code for a protein of 898 amino acids. The record is from RefSeq and is a predicted model, not a curated record. Gene Ontology annotation, molecular function: protein binding. NCBI's taxonomy places the organism in Eukaryota, Viridiplantae, Chlorophyta, Trebouxiophyceae, Chlorellales, Chlorellaceae.
AUGCUGCAACCGAUUGCUGCCGCGGGGGCGGCUGCCUUGCAGGGCACCGCCACUGGCCCUCGUGCCGCCCUCUUCUUCUCCCUCACCCUGCUGGGCAUCAAAUCGAAGCAGGAUUUCAACGCUGGAAUGAAGGUGUCAUACAAGAACACGCUGAUGCGCAUGGCCCCAGGCUCCACCAUCAUACCUGUGGCCAUUGAACCGGAUGACACGGGGCAGUCGAUCCACACGGUGGCGCUGUUCCCGGGCUCGGUGGCGGCGGGCACGGUGGCGGCGCAGCAGCUGGCGGCCAAGCUACGCGCCGGCGGGCUGAACGCCUACUUUGACCAGCGCAAGUUUAGGCGGGUGCACGCCGAGGUCGUUGCAGAUCCCUACCUGGCUGACAGCACCGGCGACACCAUCCCGUCGCUGCCCGGCAGCCGCCCAGUAGCCAUGAUCACAGUCAAGUGGUACGACCUGGCCCCCGACCAGGUCACAGCCCAGAAGCGGAAGGCGUAUGUGGCGGCUAUCCAGAAGCUGGUGCCGGCCGCGCUGCAAAAGCUCGCCAUGGACACGCUUAUGAGCAACGCCGCCCCCACCGCACUGGCAAAGGCGCUGAACACGAUGAGGACCCGCCCAGCCAGCUUUGGCCAGAUGGCCUCUGAUGACGGCUAUGCGGUCCGCUGGGUCCCAGACAGCAGUUUUGUGUCGCCUUGCGAUGUGCACACGACGCUUACGCUGGCUGGCAUCAAUGUGUAUGCACCCAGCUGCACUCGCCAGUUAGUCACGGCCUACUUAGCCGCAUUGAAAACCAAGCUUCCAAGUGACGUGGUGACCAGUGUGGUCAGCGCCAUGCAUGUCUCCAGCGGCUGCCGGGUGGUGACUUCCAGUGCGUAUCCUGGCAGCCAGCAGGGGGCGGCGAUGGAUCUGGCAGGCCGAAAGGUCCCCUCAAAUUACCCUCUUAAUGGCACAGUCUUUGGUGCCGGCAGCAAGACCCCCGCAUUCUUUGCGGAGGGUGCUGCCGCCACCGGCCAGCAGCGCGGCAUGGUGACUGCAAGGCACCUGCUGCUGGACGCUGCCGCCUAUGAGUAUAAGCUGCAGCCAGUCAACUGUGCGCCGGGGAAGAGCUGUCCAACCCUGACCUUCACCUUUGCCACGGCUGAUGCCUACUUCUCUGGCCUGUCUCCUGGCACAACGUACAAUGUCACCGUGGAGGGCAUCAGCAACACGGGGCAGCGGACAGCAGGGCAGAACACGCUGCAGUUCACCACGCCAGCCAGCGUACACCUGGAGUCGGCACAAGCCACCAGCUCCACCACCGCCACUGCCACUGCCACCACACAGCCGGCAGGAGCCUUCCCUCAGUACAUGUACUCUUUGAGGAAAUUGGGUUGCAUUACAUGCAAGUCCCUCAACUUCCCUAGCAGCACCGCCACGGUCAAUCUACAUGGGCUAGAGCCUGGGGCCACGUACAAUGUCACCGUGGAGGGCAUCAGCAAGACUGGGCAGCGGACCCCAGGGGACAACAUGCUGCAGCUGACCAUGCCUGCGGGGCUUCGUCUCACCCAAGCCAAGGCCACAGGAUACACAACCGGCGCCGCCACCGCCCGCGCCCUGCCCAGCGAUGCCUUCACCAAGUUCGUGUUCACCGUGACAAAAGCCAGGUGCACCGUGCCGCCAUGCCCAACGCUGGCCUUUACAAGCAGGGCACCCAGCAAUCAGCUGACUGGGCUGGAGCCCGGAACCAAGUACAAUGUGACUGUACUGGGCGUGACCAAGACAGGGCAGCGCACCAAAGGGGCCAACAUGAUGCAGCUCACGACAUACAUGUUCACGGUGAAGAAAGCAUUGUGCCCCGGCUGUCCAAAGCUGGAGUUCAAUAGCAGCACACGAAUGGGUACCUUCACAGGCUUGGCGCCCAACACGGCGUACGCUGUGACCGUGGCGGGCGUGGACUGGAGUGGCCGGCGCACGCAGGGCAGCAACAGUCUGCAGUUUAAGACGCCGACCAAGUCUGCCCCACCCCCUCCUCCCACCCCCACCCUGAAACUGACGUCUGCUAGGGCCACCACUCCGACCACCGCCAUUGCUACUGCGUCCCCACAGCCACCUGGCGCCUUUGUGAAGUACAAUGUGACGGUGGCUGGCAUGGACAAGAGCGGGCGCAAGACGCAGGGCAUCAACAUGUUGCAGUUCAAGACGCUGGAUGCCCACCCUCAUCGCCUGGUGUGGCCGUCCCUUGUGCAGUUCAUCUUCACGGUGAAGAAAGCGGCUUGCCCCAGCUGUCCUGCGCUGCACUUCACCAGCAACACCACCCUGGGUGUAUUCUCGGGGCUGACACCCAACACCACGUACCAAGUGACAGUUGUCGGCAUGGACAAGACGGGCCGGAGGACGCCGGGCAGCAAUGCACUGCACUUCAAGACACCGGCAGGCGCAUUCCUUCGUGCGCCACCCUCACCUCCACCUGUGGCCCCCAAGAGCCUGAUGCUGAUUUCUGCUCAUGCCACCUCGCCCACCAGCGGCACAGCCACUGCACAACCACAGCCAGCGGGCGCAUUUGUGAAGUACAUCUUCACGCUGCAAGAAGUGGCAUGCCCCAGCUGCGAACCUCUGGCGUUCAGUAGCACCACCAGUGUGGGCAUAUUCACGGGGUUGAAACCUAACACCAAGGUCAGCAUGUGCAGAGUUACGGCAGUCGAUAGUGGCAGGCAGACUUGA